Messenger RNA from Equus quagga, 1373 nucleotides. RefSeq names its product claudin-14. Gene Ontology annotation, molecular function: structural molecule activity. The record is from RefSeq and is a predicted model, not a curated record. Gene Ontology annotation, biological process: bicellular tight junction assembly; cell adhesion. Gene Ontology annotation, cellular component: bicellular tight junction; plasma membrane. The coding region runs from base 362 to 1072 and encodes 236 amino acids. NCBI's taxonomy places the organism in Eukaryota, Metazoa, Chordata, Mammalia, Perissodactyla, Equidae. The transcript is spliced from 3 exons.
CGCUGCUUCGAUUUGUCAAUUAUUCAUCCCACGCUGCGCAACGGGCGUAGCGCUCUGCGUGGCCACCUGCGGGCCACUGAGGCCCCAGACCGGCUCAAGGGGCUUCCAAGGAGAGAAAGGGGCGCCGCUGUGCCUCGAUGAGCGGCCAUGAGCUGGUGUGAAGCCGCCCACGAGGGGAGCUGCACGGCCCAGCAAUCUGGACACAGGCCAAGGAGUCAAGAACUGUUGACAUCCAGGUCUCCACUCUCCCACUGACACCAGCGACCAUUCAGCCCCGGCAAACCAUAUGGCCCCUUGUUUUCCUGAUGUAUGAGGACUCCAGCAGGUGCCUGAGUGAGCGCGGCAGCCGGCCUGCGGGGCCAUGGCCAACACGGCCGUGCAGCUCCUGGGCUUCCUGCUCAGCUUCCUGGGCCUGGUGGGCACGCUGAUCACCACCAUCCUGCCGCACUGGCGCAGGACGGCGCACGUGGGCACCAACAUCCUGACGGCCGUGUCCUACCUGAAGGGGCUGUGGAUGGAGUGCGUGUGGCACAGCACGGGCAUCUACCAGUGCCAGAUCUACCGCUCGCUGCUGGCGCUGCCCCGCGACCUGCAGGCGGCCCGGGCGCUCAUGGUCAUCUCCUGCCUGCUGUCGGGCGUGGCCUGCGCCUGCGCCGUGGUGGGCAUGAAGUGCACGCGCUGCGCCAAGGGCACGCCCGCCAAGACCACCUUCGCGGUGCUGGGUGGCGCGCUCUUCAUCCUGGCCGGCCUCCUCUGCAUGGUGGCCGUCUCCUGGACCACCAACGACGUGGUGCAGAACUUCUACAACCCGCUGCUGCCCAGCGGCAUGAAGUUCGAGAUCGGGCAGGCCCUGUACCUCGGCUUCAUCUCCUCGUCCCUCUCGCUCAUCGGCGGCACGCUGCUCUGCCUGUCCUGCCAGGACGAGGCGCCCUCCAGGCUCCACCAGGCCCAGCCCAGGGCCGCAGCAGCCACGGCGCCCGCCUACCGGCCACCCGACGCCUACAAGGACAACCGGGCCCCCUCGGUCACCUCGGCCUCGCACAGCGGGUACAGGCUGAACGACUACGUGUGAGUUCCCAGGGCCUGGCCCUCCCUGAGCCCCGAAAGGCGCCAGGACCCAGACUGCCCCCUACUGCAGGGGUCCCGUGGCACUCAGUUUACUUUUGGGCUGCUUUUGGUCCAAAGGAAUAAUGUGAACAUGAGGAGAUGGAGGGAAAUGUGAACAGGGAAAGAGGGAAAAAGAAGAGAAAAGCUCUAUAUACCAAAGACUAAAACAAAGAAAAUCCUUUCUUUUUGUAUUUAUUACUAUAUGUAUUUAUGUGGGUGAUUUAAUUAAAAAGUGACUUGGGGGGGGUUGGUCAGUGGGGUUUGUU